Molecule: messenger RNA, 2048 nt
Organism: Bursaphelenchus xylophilus (pine wood nematode)
Lineage: Eukaryota; Metazoa; Nematoda; Chromadorea; Rhabditida; Aphelenchoididae
Source: the annotation of a GenBank genome assembly
AUGGCGGCUCGCAAGUUCCAGAGGCGCGGCAGCGGCGACUCCAACUUCAGCCAUCAUGAUCAUGAGUUUGAUAUGGAACAACGGAAUCGGGAGACCAUCAAGAGCAAUGCGGAAAGACAGGCCACGCAGGAGUUGGAGAAUGCCAAAGUCAGUUUAGAUUACUCUGCAAUUAUCAUCAUAGUUUAUUAAUUUCCAAUAAUAUAUUAAUUUGCAGUAUAAUCCGGUGCUAUUCGCGGUAUGUACAAACUUGGAGUUCGACGGGUCGAUUGAUGACGACUCUCCAGUUCACGGCUGCGCCGUCUCAUUCAAACCAAAAGAUUAUCUUCACAUAAAACAAGUAAGAUCUUACCUUUAUGUUCUGUAUUUAGAUGCAGAGGGAUUACAAUAAUUUUAUAGAAAUACAACAACGACUGGUGGGUGGGCCGACCGGUCAAAGAGAAUCAUGAGCUCGGAUUCAUCCCUUCCCCAGUCAAACUCGAGAGUAUACGACAACAAAACUCGAAAGGAAAAUUGUAAGAACAAUUACUGAUCAUCUUUUACAAACCUUAAAAAAAUCAUUUCAAUUAUUUUAGUAAACAAUCGACAAGUGCAACAAAUCUGGGAGCUCUGGAUAAUAUGAUAAACAAGGGAGCCGGGGGAUCUCGAGGAUCCACUCCACCGACUCCAGGCAAUGAAUUGGAUGACGAUGACGGUCAUCGGAAGAUCCAAAGUAUGGUAACAACACCUCCAGUACAGAAGGAAAAGAAGAAACUCAUGUUCAAAAAGGUUGGUCUUUAUCUAUUACUUCGACCAAAGUUAGGAGCGCUGAAUUACUCUAACUAUUUUAGCAAGAAAACCUCCCCCCAUAUGAUGUUGUGCCAACGAUGAGACCAGUGGUGUUAGUAGGCCCCUCCUUAAAAGGAUACGAAGUGACGGAUAUGAUGCAGAAAGCGGUCUUCGAUUAUCUGAAGCAUCGUUUCGAGGGACGGAUCAUCAUCACUCGAGUCACCGCGGACAUUUCACUUGCCAAACGCUCUCUUCUCAACAAUCCAUCGAAACGUGCCAUAAUGGAACGAGCCAAUUCACGGUCGUCAAAUUCCUUGGGUAAUUUUUUAGUACUUUUUUCAUAUUUUGCGCGGACAAUAUAAAAGUAUUAUGUAAGCGGACUCUUAUUAUUAUUAUUCUAGCCGAGAUCCAAGCAGAAAUUGAACGAAUCUUCGAAUUGGCCCGGUCAAUGCAACUGGUUGUUCUGGACUGUGACACGAUCAACCACCCCUCCCAGCUAGCCAAAACCUCCCUCGCCCCCAUCCAUGUGUAUAUCAAAAUCAGCUCACCUAAGGUUUUACAACGAUUGAUAAAGAGUCGCGGGAAGAGUCAGAGUCGGAGUAUGAGUGUCCAGAUGGUCGCUGCCGAGAAAUUAGCUCAAUGCCCUCAGGUAAUAAUAAUCCCAACGAAGAGGCACAAAUCACCGUAUUUUAGGAAAUGUUUGACGUGAUAUUAGACGAGAAUCAGUUGGAAGACGCCUGUGAGCAUCUCGCGGAUUAUCUGGAAGGAUAUUGGAGGGCGACACACCCUCCAGUGAGGAGUCCUCCAAGAAUUAAGAGGGGCCCCAUGGCUAACAGAGGUCCCUCUACUCUGUAUACACCCGCCCAGAUGAUGAUGGGAGUUCCUGUAAGUUAAUCACAGGGUCAUAGUCAGUGCAAUAUAACCGAAUUAUAAUGUAAAUUAAGGACUCGCGAUAUCCCGGUACCAAUAUGGCGACUCCCUCCAGUUUCCCUCCUCAAAUGCCAGCGCCUCAGGGCAGCCAAGCUCGUCUGCCGACUAUUGCUGUAGACCAGGUAUGUGUUCUACAUUGUCCUGUCAUUGUGGAACAUCUUUAAACGAUGACUUUCCAGCCAAAUUCAUCGAUGAACGGCCAAAGAGACAUGCCUUACCCGGUCGCGCCUCCCACCACCCAACGCACUCUCCCUCCUCAGCCUGGGGAAAUGAAUGAUUACGAUGCCUACGAUGAGGAGGAUAUACAUGCCCCGCGGGCAUUCUCCCCGAAUCAGCAUCAAUAUCGAUACUAG